AUGGUUCAAACCCUUUUGGACUUGGGCGCAGAUCCCAACGAAAAGGAUUACGCCGGGUGGACUCCUCUCCAUGAAGCUGCACUACGAGGCCAAAUUGAUGUGAUUAAGCUUUUGAUCAAACAUGGUGCGGAUGUGAACGCGAGAGGAGGAGAAGAGCUGGAUACACCUCUACACGAUGCUACAGAGAACAACCAUUGUGAUGUUGUUGAAUUGUUAUUGGAAAACGGUGCCAACCCAUUUGCUAAAAAUGCAAGUAAUUUAGAACCACUGGAUAUUGCAAUC
Rhizopus microsporus ATCC 52813 is the source of this 282-nucleotide messenger RNA. Its product is annotated as ankyrin. The transcript has a single exon. The record is from RefSeq and is a predicted model, not a curated record. The annotation marks the transcript as partial. Lineage: Eukaryota; Fungi; Mucoromycota; Mucoromycetes; Mucorales; Rhizopodaceae. Gene Ontology annotation, molecular function: protein binding. Gene Ontology annotation, cellular component: nucleoplasm.